Didymodactylos carnosus is the source of this 1128-nucleotide messenger RNA. The record is from the annotation of a GenBank genome assembly. Lineage: Eukaryota; Metazoa; Rotifera; Eurotatoria; Philodinida; Philodinidae.
AUGCGACAUAAGAUUCAAAAUUGUAUUCGAACACCAACACAAACGUCUAUUCGGCUGCCGUCUCAAAUAACACAACAAAUUACAACAAAUUUACCGGUACAACAAUCAACAGUAGCAGUAGCAGUGUCACCAGAAGAAUCACCUAACAGAGAAGAACGUUCAAAUAUUGAAGAUGAGUGGUUGAAUAUUCAAGACGAAUGUUUACUUAUUGAAGGUGAUCAUUCAAAUAUUCAACAACGAACACAAGCAAAUACAAAUGAAGCACCGAUGCCACGUGAAGAUCCAUUGUCAUCAACAUCUGCCAUUGAUGACUUAAAAUCAAAAUCAAAUAACGAAGUUUCAACAAGAGGACAACAAGAGCAAUUAUAUUCAUCGUUAGAUGAACAAACAACAGUACUACAGUCUGUGGCACCGAUACCUCGACCACAAAUUAGAACUGAUGUUCCCAUUCCUCCUAUGGCAAUUGAUGUGAAUUUAAUUAUGAUGAAUAUUAUCGAAAAACUAGCCAGAGUUCCCACGAAAGUCCGUGAAAAGACAUGGGAAUAUUUUGAGAAGGUAGCAGCGGGUUUAGAAAAUAAUACAAUUGCUGUUGAAGAUUUUCCAGAUUUGAUACGUCGACCACCUCCAGCUACAUCUCAAUCAUCGAUUUCUCGUGAAAGGCGACAACCACAAUCUGAACCACAUUCAUUUGAUUUAACUUUUGACACGUAUCAAUCAACUACUGACGUGGCUUCUACUCCAACAAUACCACUAACAAAUACUCGUCAAAAAGAAACACUCACUUCAUUUCGUCCAUCAAUGCUUCGAAAUCAUUCAAACACAGAACAACCUCGGAUAAGAGUUGCAUCGUAUCAAUCUAGUCAACAAACAGCAACAACAACAUCAUUUCGAUCAUCGUCACUUGGAACAUCACCCAAACGUCUAUUAACAAUAAACAACGUAAAUCGGUAUUAUGAUGAUGAAGAACAACCGACAGAACGAAAAAGAAGAGCGCCACCACCUAGAACGAGAGUGAACAACGUCUUGAGUCGUAUUGAAGAUAUGGUUGCUCCAAUGGAGCGAUACAUUCAACGACACAUAGCACCGUCCACUUGUUACAAAGAAGACGAUGAGGAAAAUUUGUGGUAA